Messenger RNA from Mauremys reevesii (Reeves's turtle), 471 nucleotides. Its product is annotated as lysine-rich arabinogalactan protein 19-like. The coding region runs from base 1 to 408 and encodes 135 amino acids. Lineage: Eukaryota; Metazoa; Chordata; Testudines; Geoemydidae. The record is from RefSeq and is a predicted model, not a curated record. The transcript has 3 exons.
AUGAGCCCCACUGACACCAAAGAGGAGGAGGAGGAGGAUUCGUCCCCCAUCACGCCUCAGAAGCCUCCCGCCAGCCCCAGCCUGGCGACCCAGAAGCCUCCCGCCAGCCCCAGCCUGGCACUUGUGGCGCCUCCUCCCAGCCCAGAGCAGGAGUUCAGUGACACCACCAGCUCCGUAUUCUCCUGCAGGGCCAGCAGCUCCUCCGUGGCGUCUGGGAGCCCUGUGUUUCAAGGCUCCGUCUUUGGAGCCUCGCUCCAGGUCCUCCAGCCACCUGCUCCAGCCCUGCCUCCUCCUCCUCGUGCUCUUCCCCGACACCGGCAAUUUCGACCACCCGGCUUCGACCUCCGGCGCAGAUAUGGACUCUGGCUCCGGAUGUGCCUGCACAUAGUCAACACCUGGCUGCAGUAGACAGGCCCCACCAUAAAUCAAAGCCUAGCCCUGCCCCAUGACCCCUUAGUCCCUCCCACCUGU